GCGGAAAAUUUCUUUUUCAUCAACAUAACAAAUCGUGGUCCAUAUUCCACCAGAGAAUCUUUAACAUGUCAUGUCCACCAUCCACAUGCAGCUAGCCAUACUACCUAACUAAACUCCAGAAUGUUUUCAGAAUGCAUAGAGUUUUCAUUCUACUUUUUUUUUAAAUAAAAAUAUAAAUAGAGCAAUGGAGAUGAGUUAGGAAAAAGCAAGGAACUUCAGAGUAUAAUCAGUGAAAUGAUCCAAGGAGUGUUUGGUUUGCCCAUAACGCCGCACAGCCUGUAACUAUCAAAUACAUAUAAAUCAGUGAUAAGCCGACAGAGUUAAGAGAAAACUCCAAGCAGCCCCCAUGUGACUUUCUGCCUUUUUUUAACGCAUCUUUGCUCCUCGCUUCCCCCCAGCUCUACUUAUCUGAAACUUGUAUUCUCAUAUCCCCAAGAAAGAACUAUUCCCACUUCUUGAGAAGAACUUUGUAUUUUUGGCACUAAAUAUAAAGAAGAAGAACUAUUCCCACUUCUUAUACUUUUAUUUAAGAGUUUUCACCAUGUGGGAAUCAGAGACUGAGUCUGUCAGUGGGCAAGACUACGCCGCCGCAAAUGGAGUCCUCACCACCACCAAACCCGGUGUCAAGACUGAUGGUUUUGAGCAAAGAGGGCAAUCUUGGUAUGUUGCAACUGAUGUCCCAAGUGACCUUUUAGUUCAAAUUGGAGAUGCCAGUUUCCAUUUACACAAGUAUCCUCUGCUUUCCAGGAGCGGAAAGAUGAACCGGCUUAUUUAUGAAUCAAGGGAUACAGAUUUGAGCAAGAUAACCCUAGACGAGCUUCCAGGCGGACCAGAAUCCUUCGAGCUAGCGGCGAAGUUCUGCUAUGGAAUAGCGGUUGACCUAACGGCAACUAACAUCUCCGGCUUAAGAUGCACGGCGGAGUAUCUCGAAAUGACGGAGGAUUUGGAGGAAGGGAACUUGAUAUUCAAGACCGAAGCAUUUCUCAGCUACGUGGUGUUAUCCUCCUGGAGAGACUCCAUAGUCGUGCUGAAAAGCUGCGAGAAGCUAUCGCCGUGGGCGGAGAAUCUCCAAAUCGUCCGGAGAUGCAGCGAGUCCAUAGCGUGGAAAGCCAGCGCGAAUCCGAAAGGGAUAAGGUGGCAGUACACGGGAAAGCUUCCAGUAGCUUCGAGCCCCAAAUGGAACGAAAUGAAGGAAUCGAGCCCUAACAGAUCCAAUCCAGUCCCGCCCGAUUGGUGGUUCGAGGACGUCUCGAUCCUCCGGAUCGACCAUUUCGUCAGAGUGGUAACCGCAAUCAAAGUGAAAGGGAUGCGGCACGAACUGAUCGGCGCAUCGAUCAUCCACUACGCAUCCAAAUGGCUCCCCGGAUUAAUCAAGGAGGGCACCCCGUCCGGAUCCGUCGACGAAGGCAGCAACAGCAGCGGCAGCUGGAAAGGCGGCGGACUCUACAUGGUCGUGGCCGGAACCAGAGACGACACGCCGACGAUCCACGCGAAAGACCAGAGAAUGAUCAUCGAGAGCCUGAUCAGCAUCAUCCCGCCGCAGAAGGACAGCGUGACCUGCAGCUUUCUCCUCCGGCUGCUGAGAAUGGCGAGCAUGCUGAAAGUGGCCCCGGCAUUGGUGACGGAACUGGAGAAAAGGGUGGGGAUGCAGUUCGAGCAGGCCACGCUUGCCGACCUUCUCAUACCUUCAUACAACAAGACGGAGACUCUGUACGACGUCGACCUGGUUCAGAGGCUUUUGGAGCAUUUUCUCGUUCAGGAGCAGACUGAGAGCUGCAGCCCGACCAGAGGUUCAUUUUCCGAUAAGCAUAUGCAUCACGACGGGAAUCAGAGGGGAAGCAAUUUGAACGCGAAGAUGAGGGUGGCUAAGCUUGUGGACAGUUAUCUUACUGAAGUUUCGAGGGACAGAUCUUUAUCGUUGACAAAGUUUCAGGUUCUUGCUGAAGCUUUGCCAGAGUCAGCUAGAACCUGUGAUGAUGGCCUCUAUAGAGCCAUUGACUCCUAUCUUAAGGCACACCCGACGCUAUCAGAACACGAGAGAAAGAGACUGUGCCGUGUCAUGGAUUGCCAGAAACUGUCCAUUGACGCGUGCAUGCACGCGGCUCAAAACGAG
Molecule: messenger RNA, 2113 nt
Organism: Cuscuta epithymum
Lineage: Eukaryota; Viridiplantae; Streptophyta; Magnoliopsida; Solanales; Convolvulaceae
Source: the annotation of a GenBank genome assembly